AGAUUCUAUCAACUGUAUCUGUGGGAGUCAGAAGCUAUUUCCCCCACCCUACAACCGUUGUGGGGGACCUUAUGUAUAUAUCUUGAUGUAAACUGAUACUAAGUUUGGGUACUAGUGAGUCUAAGAAUAAGGCCUGGCAAAAUCUGAAAGGGUAAGAAGGAGAAGGACAAGUGAGACCAGUAGCCUCAAUUAUGAAGAAGAUCUUGGUUCAUGGAGUUAAAGAAAAGACACCAUUGGGUUUCUGCGAUGUCCCAAGGAAAAACCUGUUGGACUUUUUACGUGAUAUGAAAAGUAUUUCUGUCCCAAAUGAACCGAGAUACAAACCUCUCAGAAAGAUCCACCAGGCUGCAAGCGACGGUGAUACAGAGAGACUACAGAGAAUGAUAAGUCUUGGGAAACACAGUGUGCAUGACAGAGACUUUAAGGAAAGGACUGCCCUGCAUUUUGCCUGUGCCUGUGGCCAGGUGGAAGUAGUAAGUAUUCUAUUGAGAAAUAACUGUGAUAUUGACGCUGCUGACAUGAACUUCAUCACGCCUCUGAUGAAGGCUGUUCAAAACUGGACAUAUGAAUGUGUGUGCAUAUUAUUGAAGCAUGGUGCUGAUCCAAACCGAAAGGACAAAAAUGGCAAUACUUCUCUUCACUACGCUGUGUCAGAAGAUAACCAGACACUCGCCAAAUGCUUGCUUAAGUACAGUGCAAACAUGGAACAAAAGAACAAGGAUGGCUUUACACCACUUUUACUGGCUCUCAAGGAAAACAAAAUAGAGAUGGCAAAGUUUUUAGUAAAGAUGGGGGCAAAUAUACAUGUAUUUGAUGACAUGAGAAGAAACACACUCUUAUAUGCCAUAAGAUGGGACUCAAAAGAUAUGGUCAACCUACUUUUGGAUGAAGGCAUUGACUUUUUCUUUAGAGAUGUAUUUGGGUGGACUGCAUUACGGUAUGCUAUUGAAGGCACAAGUAAAGGUAGUCGAGAGAUUCUUAUGAACUAUGAUGAAAUGUUACGUAGAAAAAAUAAAGAUGGCAUUCCAGAAUACAAGUUUUUUGAAGACAAGUCAUUAGACAAGCAUCCCAAUAACCCUACUUCUGGAUCUACCUUUCCUAAAUCAAAUGAGAAUGCAUGCAAGUUUGAUGAUGAGCUGGAUAUUUCUAAGUAUGUUCUUGGUACGUGUCCUAAUAAUAUACAUGGGGCUGGAGAGGAAGGAGACAAAAGUGAAACAAAAAAAGCAGCAGAUGUUCAAGUUUGGACGAAUCCUACCUUGAAGUCUUCCACUAAAGGGAAAGUGCCCAAUCUGAAUGAAGUAGGAACAAUGACAGAAUCACAUCAUUUCAUAAAAGAAUCAGACUUAGAAAUUGAGUCACUGGUGGAAACAUUUUCAUAUGACAAUGAAGACAAACAGUCAAUGAGUGAUGAUGGACAUUUUUCUGGAACAACACCCAAAUGGUGUCAAAAUGAUACAAAUAGAAAAACUACAGUUCAAGACUGCAUGUAUCCUAACUUGAAGUCUCCCACUGAGGGGAAAAUACCUACCCGCAGUAAAGCAGGAAAAAUGGCGGAAUCAGCUCAUUUCAUAAUAGAAUCAGAUUUGGAAAUUGAAUCUCUGGAAGAAACUGUGUCAUGUGACAGUGAAGAUAAACAACUACUGUAUCUUCCACAAAUAGAUGAUAGCCAUUUUUCUGAAGCAGCAAAUGAAGAACCAGAAAAUAAUUUAGAGAGACAAAUGAAAGAAUCUGCAAAGAAAUAUCCAUACCUGAAGAUAGCCAAUGAAAUGAAUGACCUCAGUCCAAAUACAUAUUCGGAAAGCAAGGAUGAAGAAACAUUAACCUCAGAACUAACUAUAUCAUCUACAUCAGAAGAACAAAAAUGUCCUUAUGCCAGAGGAAAAGCACAAUCAAUGCAAACCGGACCAAUGGAUAUUGUUUAUUUAGUCACUGUCAAUAAUCAAAGAGAGGAAAAUAUGGGAAUUAGUCAAGAGAAAGACUCUCCUGAGGAAAAACAUGAACAUCAGUGUAGCACUGAAAAGACAUAUUCCAUUGCACAAGAAGAAUCAGACACAAAUCAGGAGGACUCAUCGCAUGCAGAACAAGUUUUUGAACUGACAUCACAAGAGAAGCAAAAAAAGGAAGACAAUGACAACAAGCAGUGCUUUAACAUCUUUAAGCGACUUCGACCAAAGCGAAUUGGUUCUUUAUUCAUGACUAGAGAUAAAAAUGAAGAUAAUACAAUAACAUCUGAAAAGAAAGAGAUUCCUAAAGAAUAUUUUCAACUGAAGACUACCACUGAAGAUGGAGAGUCUAUGCCAAAUGAUUCACCAGCAAAGAAGAAUACCAAGUCAUUACAAACAGAAUCAGUCGUAAUGUUCAUACCUGAGAAGGGACAAAAGUGUAAAUUAGACAGUGAAAAGAAGAACCAAUGGCAUAUGUUUAAGCGAUCCCAACCAAAAACGACUUCAUACUUAUCUGUGACAGAAGGUCAAAGUGAUGAAAGUACAAUAAAUGGCCAAGGGAAAGGUUCAAUUAAUUAUAUGGAUUCACAACAAGAACUGGAUAUAAAGUCAGAAUUAGAGGAAGAACCAAAAAGCCAUGGUAAUGGUGAGAAAUCACAGCAUGAGCACAUGUUUAAGCUGCCUUGGCCGAAGAGUGUUACACGUGAAUACUUUGAUUCUCCUGAACAAUAUUCUGAAUGUAAGGCUACCAAUGAAAGGAAAGAAUAUGAUUCAGAUAGUAAUUCAUCAGUGAUGGAUGUAAAAACUUCCUGUGUAGAAUCAAAUUUAAAAAUAGAAACAAAGGAAAAUCUUGAUGGCAAUGAAACUAGUCAACCACCUUUAUCAUUAGGAUUAACUGCAACAUCAACAGAUAUUCUAAAUGAAGGAGGGAAAGGUUUUCAAAAGACAUUUCUUGAAUUGAAGCCUCCCAUGGAAAUGAAAGAUUCUGACUCAACAGAGGCCUCAGCCAUGAUGCAUAGACAAGGAUUCCUAGCAGAUGUAGUAGACAUAAAACUGGACACAGAGAACCAGGAUUAUCCUGAUAGCCGAGAAAAUACUCUGUCAUCUAACACCAUUACAUCUCUUCAGUCUAAGUGCACUCCUCAUUUAUCAGUUGGAAUAACUUCAAGAUCCACAAGUCUUCUAACUGAAGGAGAGAAAGAUUUCCAUAAGAAAAAUCCUGACUGGAAGCCUACCCAGUAUCUGCCUGGAAGUAAAGCUCUAGCUUCAUCGGAAGUAUCAAUGCUGAAGCACAAACAAGAAUUUCCACCAGAAGGAUACUUACAAAUGAAAACAGAGGAAAGUCAGAAAAACCUUGACAGGAAUGAAAACAUGCAAUCAUCUAAUGCUGUUAUACAGCCGAACCAAAUUCUUCAUUUACAAAUAGGACUGAGACCCACGGAUCUGCUGAAUGAAGGAAAAAAAGGCUUUUGUGUUAACAAUUCUGAACAAAAGCCUUCCAUUGAAGAGAACUACGUUCCAACUAAAGAACCAGCAGUAAAGUGUGGACGAGAAUUCCCAGCAGAAGCAGACUGGAAAAUAAAAACAGACGAUUUUCAGGAAAAUCUUGAUGACAAUGAAAGUAUCCGAUCUACUAAUUCUUUUAAGUGUCUUCAACCGAGGCCUAGUCCUUAUUUGUCAUUAGAAUUAACUCAAAGGUCACAGACUCUUCUAAAUGAAGGAGAGAAAGGUCCGCAUAAGAAGCAUCCUGAAGGGAAGAAAACUCCAUCAACUGAAAGAGAAGAUUCUCUUCCACUUGAGUCAUCAUUGUGGGAACAAGAAAUGGAACACCCAUCAGAAGUGGACACACAAGUGAAAGCAGAUGACAAUCUUAAAAAUCUUGAUGGAAGUGAAAGUUUUCAGUCAUCUGAUACCAUGCAAGAUCUUCCACUGUGCCACAUACGACCUUCAUCAAUACCCAUGGAUCUGCUAAAUGAAGGAGGAAAAGAAGCUGAAUUAAAAGAUGAAUUAAUGAAAAAUCAAAACCAUCUUGAGAGCACUACUCAUAUAUCUGAUAGCGUUAUGCAUCUUCCAUCCAGGCAUAUUCCUCAUUCAUCAACAGGAAUAAGUACAAGAGUCACAAAUCCUCCUAAGGCAGGAGAAGAAGAAGACUUACAUAUGAAACUGGAGGAAAAUCAAAUAAAUAUUGAUGGCAAUGAAAGCAUUCAAUCAUAUGAUAAUGUGAAGCACCUUCAACCAAGAGGAAUCCGUCAUUUACUGAUGGGGCUCAUUCCAAGAUCCAUGAAUAUUCUAAGUAGAAGAGGGAAAGGCUCUCACAAGAAAUGUGCUCCAUGUGAGAAUCCUAUUGAAAUGAAAGAGUUUGAUCCAAAUGCAAAAUUGGAAAGACAAGAAAUAAAAACAUUCACAUCAGUGAUGUUAGAAGAUGAUCAGAACCUGUGUGAUGGCAGCAAAAAUAACCAGCCAUUGGUUGAAGCAACCCUGAAGAAAUGGACAAGCCAGAAAACAGAAGAUGCGGCUCAAUUCUGUGACUGUGCGUUAGCUGCCACUGCUCAUGAUGUUUCUACUGCUUCUGUUGUUGCUGCUAUCGUUGCAGCAACUGUUGUUGCUGCAGCGGCUCCAGCCACUGCUGCUGCUGCUGCUUCUGCUGCUGUAGCUGCAGUUGUCGCUGCUGCGGCUCCUGCUGCUGCUGCGGUUGCUUCUGCCACUGCAGCUGUUGAUGCUCUUGCUGAUGUUUCUCCUGGGGCUGCACCUGACAGUUCUGCUAUACCUGUUGCUGCUGCGACUGCUGCGACUGCUGCUGCUGUUCCUGCUGCAGCUGCCGCCAGUGCCCCAGAUGCUGCUCCUGCUGUGGUUGCUGCUGCUGCUGCUGCGGCUGCUGCUGCUGUUGCAGUGACUUCGGUGGCUGCUGCUUCUCUCACUGCUGUUUCUGCUGCUUCUGUUGCUGCGGUGGUUGCUGUUGCUGUCACUGCCAGAGCUGGUUUGGAUGCUCCCACUGUUGCUCCUGCUUCUGCUGCUGUUGCUGCUGUUGCUGCUGCUACUGGUCCUGCGGCGGCUGCUGCUCUUGUGGCAUCUGUUGCUGCUGCUGCUGUUCCUCCUGCUGCUCCAGCGUUAGCUGCAGCCCCUUCUUCUGUUGCUGCUGCUACUGCGGCUGCUGCUGCAGUUGCUACUCAUGCUGCAGCUUCACCUGCUGUAGCCGCUGCUGCAGCUGCAGCUGCUGCUGUUGCUGUUGCUGUUCCCACAGAUGCUACGUCCGCUACUGCAGCUGUAGUUUCUUCUGACAUCCCUACUGCUGCACCCAUUGCUGUUUCUGUUGCUGCUGGUGGUGCUGCUGAUGCAAAAGGAAGACUCAGUCUACAAAGAAAGUAUGUGGAGGAGGAAAAGCAGCAAUAUCCUACCGAGGAAGCAGAGGAGCAUGAUGGGAUCAAAAAGACAACAUCUACAGAAAAAAAUCAGCCAGUAAAAGACAGACAUGAUCCUCAUGCGUUGACUCCGGUAACUGAAUCGUGCUCAGCAGAAUAUCUUGGUAGCCCCUUAAAAAGUACAGCUGCCUUUGAUUCAUAUAAAGAGUUAUUAGAGCUUAAAGAAGUCAAUGUUCAAAUACUCACAGAAAAAACUAAAGUGGAAAAUGAAUUAUUUGAAGUAAAAGAAGAGAACUCACAGUUAGAGAAAAAAAUUGUAAGAAAGAAUGAAAGAAUCUGUACUCUGAGAUCAAUCAUAAAAGAACAAGUGGAGAAAAAAAGAAAUAUAAUUUGUGCUUAUAAUGAGGUUGUGGAGGAACUGAGAGAAAAAGAAGAGAUGAUUCAGAGAAAAGGAGAACAAUAUAACAGACAAGUUACAGGGACACAAGAGCUUGAAAUAUGUCUGAAGACAAAAGAUGUGGAGUUGAAGCAGCUACAAAAAGAAGAACAUGCACAGAAGAUGGAAGAUCACCUACAAAUUUUGGAACUAGAAAUUACCUCACUAAUAGCAACAGUGAAGAAACAGAAGGAGGAAAUUGAACAUCUGCAGAGAGAUGUGCAAAACCAGCACAAAAUCCUGGCACAGAGUUCCAAUUUUACGGAGACAGCUGCUCGGGAAAAUCAGGACACGUGGAAUAACAACACUACGGUAAUAACAGAGAUGCAAAACUUAAUCAAAAGCUUGAAGUCUGAAGUCUCCAGUGUGAAAAUCUCCAAAGAGUUCAGCAAAAAAGAACUGGAAAAGUAUAAGCGAUUCUAUCUAGAAGAAAUAAGAAAUAAAAACUUCUUAUUACACGAACUAAACAGGACUAAUGAGAGUCGAGAACAAUCCCAUACAGAACUUCACAUGAAAUUUCAGCAAAACAUUUCUGCAUCAAAAACCCUGAAUACAAGGCUUGUUCAUGAGUGUUCUUGUGUGGAAAAAACUGAGAAACUGGAAAGCAAGGACUUCCUCCCUGGGGAAAACUUGGUGUUGCCUUCUUACAGCACAGAAUCAACUCAUGUCUGCAUGGAGCACUACCCAUGGACGUCUGAAGAUGACAUGAGAGACCUAAGCGAAGGACUCAGUGACGUAAAACAAUUUGUUCAACUUAGUGUGGAGACUCAGAAGAAAGAAGACGCUGAAGUAGGAAAAGAACGAGCUGGAAUUGGGAAAUCCUUUAAGAUGACAGAUCACAGACAUGAUAUUGGAGACUGUGGUUCUCAUGGGGAUUUUGAAACCUGCUCACUUGAAAUGAGUACUCCAGCUACAGUGCCAGGAUGCAUGGCACAAGCAACAGGUAAACCAUGCUCAGAAUUCUUAAAGGAGAGCUAUACAACUUCAACAAUCAAUGCAAUGGAAACCAAAAUUAGAAGCCUUAAGUCGACACUCUCUAAACUGAAAGUUAGCAGGGCAUUGCGGGUAUUAGAACUGGAACGCUAUAAGUACCUCUACUAUGAAGAAUUGAGCAUUAGAAAAUCAGUUCAAUAUUACUUAAACAAGAGUAAUGAAGAUUUAGAGACGAACAGAUCAGAGCUUUACAUGGGAACACAGCACAGCAGCUCUGCAGUAAAUGUACAAGGAAUUGGGCCUUUGACCGAGUGCUCUUCUACUGGCUGCUUUGACAGCUUUCCAGGACCCGGAAAAAAGUCUCCUUCUGAGAGAAAACCAGACAGCAUCUUCCACAGACUCUCAACCAUCAACAAGUGGCCUGAAAGAUCGCCUGAAAAUGAUACAACAGGCGUCCCAAUAGAAUUAUGGAGAAGCAAAUAAAGCAAGGAAGACAAUCAACAAGAUUUCUGUUGACAGAUAUUAAACAAUUUGAAACAAUUGGAACAGUUUCUAAAUCAAAUAAAAAUAUGAAUUAUCUACUUUAAGUACCCCCCCAACGCCAUGUAUGUUUGUGUGUAUGCAAGUGUCUGUCUGCAUGUCUUUUUUUUAAUCAUCUGUAUCUAUGCCAUAUAACACUACAUGUGUGCUGAAUUAUUCGUAUUUGUGACCCAGCUUAGGUAAGCAUUCUCCUAUACUGUAUCCUUGCCAUUUCAGUGAUAUUUUACAGCAGAAAUGUGUGAUAAACAAUAGCUAGACCUGGCUUGCAACAACACUCAGGGAGCUGCAUUUAUUUAGUUGGCAGCAUUCAUACAAGGAAUAGAACUGAUUGAAUCUACCUUUAACCAUAUUUUAAAUAAUAAGAAAUUAGAGGAUACAUUAAGGACCACUAUCCUUCUGAAAUCAAGUAAAAGGUUUAAAUAUCAGAUAAAUACACAGAAGCCUCCUGAAGUGGGGACCUAGUAGUGACAACAUAGGAAAGGCAUAUUCUACAGACAUAUCAAAUGGAUGUAGUUUGGAAAAAAAAUCUUUUAAAUUAAGUAUUAUUUUAAGUAAAUAUUUUAAAUACAUUGAAUAUAUUUCACAAAUAUUGAAAUGUAAGGGUUACUUUUAUCAAAUGCUCAUUUAAAAUCUAUUUUAUAUCCUACUUUAAAUAAUCAUAUUUCAAUACUGAAAGAUUUUAUAUAUCAUAUCUUAGACAUGGUUCAUAGAACUUAAGUGGAUGGAUGAAAAUCUAUGAUGGGUAAAGUAGAAGAAACAAAGAAAGUAGAUAUGGCAGUACACACACCAAAAGGAGCAAAAUUAAAUAAUCUUUCCAAAAUUGUGUAUUUUCAAUAUAGCACAAUUAAAUAUACACCAACUGCUUCAUUAAAUAUUACAGAAUUAUAUAACCAAGUUGGUAAAGACAGUGGUAUUUCUUUGGUAAAAAAUAAAUUUCAAAUUUCACUGUA
Mus musculus (house mouse) is the source of this 8161-nucleotide messenger RNA. It is a transcript of the gene Potefam1, whose product is annotated as POTE ankyrin domain family member 1. Bases 192 to 7154 code for a protein of 2320 amino acids. The record is from RefSeq and is marked validated. Lineage: Eukaryota; Metazoa; Chordata; Mammalia; Rodentia; Muridae. The transcript has 73 exons.